AUGAUUCCACUCGCACAAAGGGGUUGUGCUGUUACUUGUGUCUUCUCUCCUGAUGAACUCCAAGUUCUUGCUGAAUGGAGAUUUGAUCUUGACAACAUAGCUGCCAAUGGGUUUGAUCUUCGUCCUGAAGUAAAAGCUCAAGGCUGGGAAGAGUACUUCAACAGGCUUCCUGGUCCAGUGUACAUUAAAAUGGUAAAGGAAUUCUGGAAGCAUGCCGACUGUGAUGACAAUCAAGUAGUUUCCUACAUUGCGGGCAGAAGAAUCAUCAUCACGGAGAAGUCAUUUGUCGAUCUUCUGGGCGAAGAUACCAGUACCGGCUACAGAUUCCAAUUACAGGAAUCAAAGGUGAAGCCAAAGACCAAAGAUGUUGUUAAUCAAGCCCUCUACAAAAACUGGUGGCCAGGCAAGAAUGACUGCAAAGUAAUAGAACUUCAUCCUAAGCUGAGGAUUUUGCACAAGAUUAUUCUACAUUGCUUCAAUCAAAGGCCAAAGGGAAGAUCUCCAGACUACAUCAAUUUCUGUCAGAAAGUGAUGCUCUUCUUCAUUCAGGAUCGCAAGAAAAUCUGUCUUCCUUUCUUCCUGUUCUCUUAUCUCAAAGAGUGCAUCAAGAAGUCAAGAACAACUGCUUCUCUGAAAUCUGCAAUCAGAUACAUCCCCUUUGGAAGAUUGCUCUCAGACCUCUUCCUGGAAAGCAAGUUGAUAGAGGAUCUGACUAAAGCAGGUUGCACAGAGGAUCUGACGACGAUUGUUGGUGAUGUCUUCUCUCCCUCAACCAUGAAAAGAAUGGGAUUGAUCAAAACAAAGGUUCCUCCUGUUCAAGAAGACACCUCUGACGAAGUCAGAAGAAGAAGAGUCCCUUUGAAUGAUUACCGUCUAUGGUCCAAAGCUGAUGAUCCAGUUGCUAUCAUGCACUAUUUAGAUGAUCUGAGGGAGCAAGGUUUUGAAAUAGAUGUGGAUGAGUUCUUCAGAACCCUGCCACCAGCUCCAGUUUAUGAUUCUCCUCCAAAGAAGAAGAAGAAGAUGAAAAAGAAGAUUGUAAAGGAUACCUCUGAAGAGAAUGAUCCCUCUGAUGAUGUUGAUCAGCCAAUCAAGAAGAAGGAGAAGCCUAAGAGGAAACACGAGGAACCCUCUAAGCCAGAUGCUCCAUCUGAUGGUGAUGAUGAUGAUGCUCCUCCACCAAAGAAGUUGAAAAAGCAAGUAAGAAUCGUGGUGAAGCCGACUCGUGUGGAACCAGCUCUUGAGGUAACCAGAACUGAGGCUCCUGCCAGGGUUACCCGAUCUGCAGUUAAAUCAUCAAGUAAGUAUGCUGUUUCAUUUGAUGAUGAUGAUUUAAACUCUAUUGAUGCACUACCAAUUUCUGCCUUCCUAAAUCGCACUGCUACUCCACUCUCUCCUGUUCAAGAGUCCUUACCAGCAGACCAAAACACCUCUCCCACUUCUUCACCCAGAUCUUCAUUCUUUCAACCCUCUGAUGAAGAAGCACCUCUUUGGAAUAUGCUUCAGACUCCUAAACCCUCUGAGCCUACCUCACCUAUUAUCCUUCAAUAUAAUCCACAAGCCUCUGAACCCAACAUUUCUGAUCAACCUAACCCUGAUCCCAGAAUUUCUGAUCACUCUGUACGCAGAGUCUCUGAUCAUACUAUUCGCAGAACAUCUGAUACAGACAAUACUGCUCCUUGUCCUUCUGUAUCAUUUCCCACAAACGUUGCCAACUCUUCACCCUCAAAUAACUCUGAGUCCAUUCGCAAAUUUGCUUAAAUUGCGAAAGAGAAAACUUCUGCUAUUCCUGACUACUAUAAGACUAUUCCUAGCCCAAGGAAAUAUCCUGGACCUAGACCAGAACCUCUGGUUGAUCCAGAUCAUCCAAUUCCAGUAGUCCCUCUGAAUGCAGCACCUCCCUCACCUUCCCUGAAUGCAGCACCUCCCUCACCUUCUCAUGUACAACCAGAAACUUUACAACCAGAAAACUCUGUCUCAAACCAUUCCUCAGUUAAAUCUCAAAACUUGAGAUUGAGACUUCUCAGCCUAACCUUGAGAACAACACUUCAAAUAUCCAAACUUUAGAUGUUGGUUCUCCUCAGGCUGCUUCUGAAGCAAAUAGUAGCAAUCACCCUCCUUCUCCUGAAACAAACCUAUCCAUUGUUCCUUAUACCCAUCUCAGACCCAACUCCCUUCUUGAGUGCAUCAAUGUGUUUAAUCAUGAAGCAUCAUUAAUGGUUCGCAAUGUGCAAGGUCACACUGAUCUUCAUGAGAACCCAGACUCUGUUGCUGAAGAAUGGGAUCGUCUGUGUGAUUGGAUGAUCGCUCAAGUUCCAAUCAUGAUGAGUCACCUCACGACUGAAAGGGAUCAGAGGAUUGAAGCUGCUAGGCAGUGUUUCAACAGAAGAUUGACUAACUUCUCUUUAUUGCAAUAUGUGAUUACUUACCCUGUUAUUCCUUUUGCCUUGUGUCUUUUAUUAUUUGUGUUUAACAUAACAUAUAACUAAAACUCUUUUUUAUUAAUUACUCUAUAUUACACAAGCAUUAGCAUUACAUCUGCAUUUUUUUCCUAGAAUGGAGGAUCCUUCCUCAUUCUUCUACACUCAAUGUGCUGCUCUGCUCUAUCUUUCUCCAGACGAUAGAGUCUAUACUCUAUGUUGCAGAGUCUUUGGCUCAGCUCUCCUCCAUCGUCUCCAGAGUUUUCUGCACUGCUUCCUUCUCUUCCAGCAGAUUCAGAUCCAGCUUGCUCAGCUCCUGAAUCUCCUCCACGAAGCAGAGGAACUCCUUUAGAUCUUUUUCCAAUUCUGGACUCAGAUCUUUCUCCAGCAGCUUUGUAGUCAGCUCAUGUAUUGUUGUCGGACCCUCUGGGUGCCUGAUCUUGAUGAAGAGAUCUUCAUCAAAAGCCUUCCUUCUGAGCUCCUCUAAUGCAACGAUGUAUGCUGCCAUUUAUUUUUCUGAAGUAGUCUUGUUGUGAAGCCUACUUUGUUCUUAAUCGCCUUAUAUAAGCACCCUUCACUCUCCAGAAGUUAUUGCUCUUGCGGUUUCUCGAGGAUUCAUAGUUGGGAAACUGUUCCGUUCUUAACUCCUUGGCCGGUGGUAAACGUCUUUUUAUCUUCGCCAGUAAACGUCUCAUUUAAUUCUCUGCAUCCGCUUUAAUUUAUCUCACUACAUAACUAUUUUCUUAAUUACUUACUACUUUUUAAUUGUUAUCUUUUUAACUUAGUCCUUCUCUAAGGGGGAGUACCUUGUACUUCAAGCUAAGUUUUUCACACCUCGUACUUUUUGCUUAUGACAAAAAGGGGGAGUACAUAAUAAGUUUUUGAUGUGUAGGCUGUGUUAGUGUGAUUUCUUUUUCUUUUGGAGAAUUUCAAGAGAUCUCAUCUUUAUGACUAUAGAUCUGUCUGAGGGCAUAUACAAGGAAUACAUUUUCACUUCUUCUGAAGUGAUCGUAUGCUAAAACGGUUUACUCAGAGAUGAUAUUAUGCUCUUUACUCUGAAUAGUUUUGCGCUCUGAUAUUCACCAAUUAUCUAUGUCAUAUACUCUGACGCUGAUCUCAUUCAUUCUUUAGUUCAGAAUCUAGAUAUUACUAAUGUUUUCCGUUAAGUCUUAGAUUCAGGGGGAGCUAAGCUCAAGAAUCAAGCUGAGACUUGGAUUCAGAAUGAGCAAUAUAAACCAUUCACCUCAGGAUAAGUUUAUCUCUAGUCUCUAAACUCUGAGUGAAUUCAGUUUAUUGUUUAAGAAUUGUUCAUCAAAAUACUUGGUUUUGCCAUCAUCAAAAAGGGGGAGAUUGUAAGAUCAAGUUUUGAUCGUGUAGUACAACUCUAUGUUUUGAUGAUUACAAGUUAACUAUUGUGUACGAACAAUUGUGGUACUCUAAUGUUGUUUUCUGAGUGUUUAUAUGACAGGCUCUAACUCUUGUCUAACUACACACAAAUCAUAAGCACUAUGUUCAAAGAGUAACCUACGCAACGCUUUCGCAAUCUCUAUGUUCAAUCUGAACAGUAGAAAAAGCUUCAGAAGAUCUGAAGUUACUAAAGCUCUGAUAUGGAUUUAGUUCACUUGAAGUUCUGAAGACCAGAAGUUUUGAAGGUCCAGUCGCUCUGAAGGUUCAGACGCUCUGAGAGUCCAGAAGUUCUGAAGGUCCAGAAGCUGAAUAGUGUAGACUCUGAAGUCCAAGUGUAAGCUGGCUCUGAAGACCAAGUUAUCUCUACUCUGAUGUCCAGAUGCAGAUGAUACGAAGGUCAGAGGAUCCAAGCUUCCCUCUGACUCUGAUCACCAAGCUUUACAAGUUCCCACAUGAAGCAUCACUCUGAUCAGAAGUCUCCUAGGUUAAAGGUCACGUCGCUAUCCAAAGUACAAAAGGACUUGUACAAUUCAUGACGACCUUACCUACCAAGUUCAGCUACAGCAGAACCUGGAAUUUCCAGAUCUGCCCUCCAACGGUAGCAUCUCAUGCAAACCCUAUUCCUUGGAGUAUUUAAAGUAGCUGAAGAUGAAAGAUGCCGCCUAAGAAACUUUGUUCAAGCACAAGCAAUAUUUCAAUAUUCUCUUAAGCAAUCUUUCUUCAUUGAAUUCAUUGUGUUUACUACAAGCUUUUCUAGAAGCAACUUCAUUGUAAACCAAACCUCUUAAACAGUUUGUUUAGUGUUCCUUAAGGAGACCAAGGUUGGUUAGAUCCUUGAGAAGACUAAGAGAGUGAAUCUUAGUGUGAGCUAAGUCAGUGUAUUGUUAGUCACUUGUAGGUUUCAAGUGCAGUUGGAACAAAACUCUGAUUAGUGGAUUGCCUUCAUUAUAAGAAGGAAGAAAUCACCUUCACGGGUGGACUGGAUUAGCUUGAGUGAUUUAUCAAGUGAAGCAGGAUAAAAUCCUUGUGUGCUUUUCUUAUCUCUUAUCUUAAGCACUUUACUUUGAAUCGAGAUAGAUUUGUUAAAAUCUCAAGUGGGAAGUUUUAUCUUGAAAACGCUAUUCAAACCCCCCCUUUCUAUCGUUUUUCAUACCUUCAAUUGAUAUCGCUAGUUCUGUGACCCGGUUUAUUACCGGAAGAGGCUGCUUAAUCCUGGGGGAGUGUUUGAGAUAAUACCCGAAUAAAACUCUCAAGAACAGCGAAUUGAUUUUCGCGACUCAGCUUGUUUUAUUAUAUUGGAGGUUCUAGUUCGUGAAGGUGUACGGUUCAUGUUGUUGCUGAUUCUGUUCCAACCAAGGUUGUUGUCCGGUUCGAUGUUUGCGUUGUUCAUCCCCAAUUUUCCAACAAGCAUGAGAUUCUUUUUGGUACAUCGGAAAGAUAAAUUACUCUAUUCAGGAAUUGAUCCUAGACCUCCCCCACGCAACUCAUAUGUCUUCUAACUCUUAUCACUUGAACUAUCAUUCUGGAACAUAAAGUUAUCUUAACUUAAUUUAUUUUUAAAAUCGUAGUUUUUUUUUUAUUUUAUCAUUUUAAUUCUAAAAAUUUCACAUUUUUUAAAUUCUAAUCUAUAUACUUUAGAAAAGAGGAAGGUUGUGAGCCCCACCUCUAUGAUUUGGCACUCCAGGAAUGACUCUCACCCUCCCCCCCUCUUUGCAUGACAAGUAUCACCUUCUGAUUGUUUUGGACCAAAAUAGUAGAAGCCCAUUUUGAUUUCAGUUUUUUUAUGAAAGCUCAUUAUUCAAAGUAAUUUGAAUGAUGAUUUUGUUUUUAUUGUUUUAUUACCCAUAAUUAAUUGUUAACAUAAAAGUUGUAUACAUAUACCAUUAUACCAUUGAUUAUCAUUUUUCAAAAAAAAAAUCGAAUUUUUUGUAGGCAUGAAAAGGGUAAUUUAGUAAGGUGAAAACAUUCUCAAAUUCAACGUUUAGGCUGCAGAAACUUUUUUUUUUUGAAUCUGAAUCUUCAAACUAUUUUUAAAACGAAUAUUCACAGCCUUGAAUUUGAGAUUCAUCACCUGCACUGAAUGAAGAAUUAAUGAUGUUAAUUCUGUUAAGGAAAAGAAGUCAAGAAUUAAAAGGGUGUUAAUUCUGCUGAGCAAGUCACAGGUUAAUUUCUUUCAAGCAUUCACACCAUGUUAAUGCUGCUUUAAAAGUCAAACCUUAAAAACUUAAUUUUGAGAACCAUAUUAAUGACCCGUUCUUGAAAGAAAUACGCACUGUUUUUUUUUGUGCGAAAAUAAAGAAAUUAAUUCUUGAAAGAAAUUAAUAUAAUUUGCAAAAAAAUUCAAACCUUAAAUACUGUAAUAACACCAUGUUAAUUGUGUUUCCUAUUUUCCUUUAAUUACUCAUCAGAAUGAGUAAUUCACGUGUAACGCAUGAUAUUUGGUCCAUAUUAAUUAAUUUCAAUAGUGAAAAUUGAGCUGGAAAAUUUUUUUACCUCCUUGCACUUAGAUUUGUAUUACCGUUUAACCUUUUUUUUUUUCCUUUUUUAACAUUCAUUGACCAGUAACCCUAAUUCUCAAAUUCCUAUAUAAAUCAUCCCAUGCUAUUCUUCAACUUCAUCAUCUCUUCCCACCAACUAUUAGCUUUGAAAUAUACUUUGUUCUAAUGGCUUUCGACGAUCUCGCCACCAUCGAUGCCUCAAAGGAGAACUGGUCUAUUGUUGCAAAGGUGAGCCGUUGGUGGCUUAGUCCGAGCUUAUAUGGCUCCAAGCUUCCAUUUACCAUGGACAUGAUUCUUAUGGAUGACAAGGUUGUAAGAUUCAUUCUUCGGUUAGGAAGACUCUUAUAUACCGAUUUCAAUCUUUGCUGAGUGAAGGAGGUGUAUAUCAGAUUUCGUUUUUUGGUGUUGGUGAAAGCGGUCGUAAUUUUCGUCCAACCUCGCACCCAUUCAAGAUCAACUUUGAUAUUCAUACAUCAUAGAUGACGAAGGAGUUGUAUCUAACACUACCCGCAACGUAGUGUAUCAAGAAGUCUUCGAUAAUAUUUGCCAUCAUAAAAAGAUAUCAAGUAAUUUAUUGAUCAUCUAAUUUGAAGGUGUAUUGACGUUUCUAUAAGGUUCUAUAGCUCAAAUAUGCUUGAUUGACAACAAGCUCUGUUAUGAAGUUUUUAUUAUUAAUCAUGGACUACAAUUUCGAAUAAGGGUUCAUGUUGCUGUCAUUGUUAUGUUUAUCUUAUUUCAAUUUCAAUGUAAUGCAUUACUUAAAAACUUGGUUUUUAUUACUAUUCAAGUGUUGACACUGUGAAGUAUCUACAACCACAUCAAAUUAAUA
Molecule: messenger RNA, 7151 nt
Organism: Lotus japonicus
Lineage: Eukaryota; Viridiplantae; Streptophyta; Magnoliopsida; Fabales; Fabaceae
Exons: 4
Coding region: 1-1758 (585 amino acids)
Source: RefSeq, a predicted model, not a curated record